Daldinia childiae is the source of this 1149-nucleotide messenger RNA. Its product is annotated as Protein kinase DC2. Gene Ontology annotation, molecular function: ATP binding; cAMP-dependent protein kinase activity. Gene Ontology annotation, cellular component: nucleus; cAMP-dependent protein kinase complex. The record is from RefSeq and is a predicted model, not a curated record. The transcript has 3 exons. Lineage: Eukaryota; Fungi; Ascomycota; Sordariomycetes; Xylariales; Hypoxylaceae. Bases 1 to 1149 code for a protein of 382 amino acids. Gene Ontology annotation, biological process: peptidyl-serine phosphorylation.
AUGGCCGCUACGGUAGCCAAACCCGGCCUGAUUCCACGGGUUAUACAGGAACACAGCUUGCGGCCCGUCGCGAACACAGACACCAACAACAAUUCCCAAUCAGAGGCUGACGUCGAGCCAAAAGUACCACCCCAACACCAACGAUUGAAGCUGAGCGACUUUUCUCUCGUGAGGACUUUAGGAACUGGCACCUUUGCUAGAGUAUGUCUAGUUCGUCCUGCCGGCGCUAAAGAAGACGACCGUGACAAGGUGUUUGCUCUCAAGAUCCUGCGGAAGGCCGAAGUUAUCAAGUUAAAGCAAAUAGACCACGUCCGAGAUGAGCGUCGCAUACUAAGCGAUGUCGCUGGCCACCCUUUUAUUACCGAAUUAAUCACUACCUUCUCUGAUCACGACUCCUUAUACAUGCUUCUCGACUAUGUCCCAGGCGGCGAGCUCUUUAGUUAUCUACGAAGACAUCGACGAUUUCCAGAAGAAUGGGCCCAGUUCUAUGCUGCCGAGAUCGUCUUGGUACUCGAAUAUCUUCAUGAUGAUCAGGGCGGUGUCGCAUACCGCGACUUGAAACCAGAAAACCUUCUCCUGGACGGUCAGGGUCACGUGAAGUUGGUGGACUUUGGAUUUGCGAAGAGACUCGGUAGCAGGGAUAGUAGACCUGUUGAGACCUAUACUCUUUGCGGUACACCCGAGUACUUGGCGCCCGAGGUUAUUCAGAACAAGGGACAUACCAUCGCGGUUGAUUGGUGGGCCCUGGGUAUUCUGAUCUACGAGUUCCUCACUGGUUAUCCUCCAUUUUGGCAUCAGAAUCCUAUUGAGAUUUACAAGCAGAUAAUUGAGAAGCCCGUGCUCUUCCCCGCUGAACCCCCUAUCUCGCCUAAUGCGCAAAGCAUCAUCCGUUCGUUCUGUACUGUGGAUCGCUCUAGGCGAUUAGGAAAUCUCAUCGGCGGUACUCGUCAAGUUAAGGAGCAUCAAUUCUUCGAAGGCAUAGAUUGGGACGCGCUUUAUCACCGGCAAAUCAGGCCCCCGAUACAGCCUAACGUACGGUACCCGGGCGACGCACAGUGCUUCGAUAUCUACCCGGAGGACGAUGGCAAGCGGGACCCAUACACUGACGAACUGUCUCGUCAAUACGACCACUACUUCGAAGGGUUCUAA